AUGCAGGCAGAUAAUGUCAAAUUGGCAGUUGGAUCUGCUGUUUGGGUAGAGGAUCCUGAGGUAGCUUGGAUAGAUGGAGAAGUAGUCGGAGUUAAUGGUGAAGAGGUCGAAAUUAACUGUACAUCAGGGAAAACAGUUGUGGCCAAAAUAUCCAAUGUUCACCCAAAGGAUCCAGAGUUUCCUGAACAUGGUGUAGACGAUAUGACAAAGUUGGCUUAUCUGCAUGAACCAGGGGUUCUGCAGAACUUGAGCUGUCGAUAUAAUUUAAAUGAAAUAUAUACUUACACAGGUAGUAUAUUGAUAGCAGUAAACCCUUUCCAGAGACUACCUCAUUUAUAUGAUAAUUCCAUGAUGAAAAAGUAUAGAGGAGUGGCUUUAGGUGAACUGAACCCACAUCCUUUUGCUAUCGCUGAUUCUGCAUACAGGCAGAUGAUUAAUGAGGGAAUAAGCCAGGCAAUUUUGGUCAGUGGAGAAAGUGGCGCUGGAAAAACAGAAAGUACAAAGAUGCUUAUGCAAUAUCUUGCCUAUAUGGGUGGAAGAUCUGCAUCGGAAGGGCGGUCUGUAGAGCAACAAGUCUUAGAGUCCAACCCUGUUCUUGAAGCGUUUGGUAAUGCAAAGACUGUCAGAAAUAAUAAUUCAAGUCGGUUUGGUAAGUUCGUUGAGCUUCAGUUUGAUAAAAGGGGAAGAAUCUCAGGAGCCGCCAUCAGGACUUAUUUAUUGGAAAGGUCACGCGUUUGUCAAGUAUCUGAUCCUGAGAGAAAUUACCAUUGCUUUUACAUGCUCUGUGCUGCACCGAAAGAGGAUGUUGAGAGGUACAAAUUGGGAAAUCCAAAAUCAUUUCAUUAUUUAAAUCAGUCAAACUGCUAUAAGCUGGAUGGCGUGGAUGAUUCUAAGGAGUACCUCACAACUAGGAAAGCUAUGGAUGUUGUUGGGAUCAGCCAAGAUGAGCAGGAUGCCAUAUUUCGAGUAGUAGCUGCCGUACUCCAUUUAGGCAAUAUUGAGUUUGCGAAGGGUGCAGAGGCUGAUUCUUCUGAACCAAAGGAUGACAGAUCUUGGUCCCAUCUCAAAACAGUUGCUGAACUCCUCAAGUGUGAUGAGAAAUCACUUGAGGAUUCUCUUUGCAAACGUGUCAUGGUAACGCGUGAUGAGACCAUAACAAAAUGGUUAGAUCCAGGCACUGCAGCCACCAAUAGAGAUGCUUUGGCCAAAAUUGUUUAUUCAAGAUUAUUUGAUUGGCUUGUGAACAAGAUUAAUAACUCCAUUGGUCAAGAUCCAGAUUCGAAACAUUUGAUUGGAGUUCUGGAUAUUUAUGGAUUUGAGAGUUUCAAGACAAACAGCUUUGAGCAAUUUUGUAUCAAUUUGACAAAUGAAAAAUUGCAGCAACAUUUUAACCAGCAUGUGUUCAAGAUGGAACAAGAAGAAUAUACUAAAGAAGAAAUUGAUUGGAGUUACAUAGAGUUCAUAGAUAAUCAGGAUAUUCUUGAUCUCAUUGAAAAGAAACCUGGUGGCAUCAUUGCUCUUCUAGAUGAGGCUUGCAUGUUCCCAAGAUCUACACAUGAGACGUUUUCACAGAAGCUUUAUCAAACUUUUAAGGACCAUAAACGUUUUAGAAAGCCAAAGUUGUCACCCACUGACUUCACCAUAUGUCAUUAUGCUGGUGAUGUUACGUAUCAAACAGAGUACUUCAUAGAUAAGAACAAAGAUUAUGUUGUUGCUGAGCAUCAAGCGCUCCUGAGUGCAUCAGACUGCCCUUUUGUUUCGGGCUUGUUCCCUCCUUUACCAGAAGAUUCUGCUAAGUCAUCAAAAUUCUCAUCAAUAGGUUCUCAAUUCAAGCAACAACUGCAAUCUUUGCUCGAAACACUAAGUUCCAUUGAGCCUCACUACAUACGUUGUGUGAAGCCAAACAAUCAACUUAAGCCAGCCAUUUUUGAGAAUAAUAAUGUUUUGAAUCAGCUUAGCUGUGGGGGAGUUAUGGAGGCAAUUAGGAUUAGUUGUGCUGGAUUUCCCACUAGAAAGACAUUCGCUGAAUUUGCCUCUCGUUUUGGCAUCCUCGCACCUGAGGUUCUAAAAGGAAGUUUGGAUGAGGUCGCCGCAUGCCAGAAGCUCUUACAGAAGGUUAACCUCCAGGGAUAUCAGAUUGGCAAAACGAAAGUGUUUCUCAGAGCUGGCCAGAUGGCAGAACUAGAUGCUUAUCGAGCUGAGGUCUUAGGAAAAUCGGCACGUGUUAUCCAGAAUAAGAUACGCUCAUAUGUGUGUCGUAAAGUAUAUAUCCGGUUGCGGUUGUCUGCCAUUGAAAUCCAAGCCGUGUGUAGAGGACACGUUGGACGGCAUCGAUAUGAAAACUUGAGAAGGGAAGUUGCUUCUGUGAAGAUCCAGAAAUACGGUCGCAGAUAUGUUCAAAAGAAUGCUUAUAGAAGUGCAUGGUCUUCAGCUGUGUCUAUUCAAACUGCUAUGCGCGGUUGGGCUGCUCAUAAUGAGCUUAUAUUCAGGAGGAGAACAACAGCUGCAGUUGUUAUACAGAGUCAAGGACGGCAAUACUUGGGUCGUACUCGAUAUUUGAAUAUGAAAAAAGUAGCACUCGCCACACAAUGUGCCAUAAGACAAGAAGCUGCUCGCAAGAUGCUGCUGAAGCUUAGAAUGGAGGCAAAAGAAACUGGUGCUCUCCAAGAAGCAAAAACUAAGUUGGAAAAGGAAGUUGAAGAGCUAAAAACGGAAAAUACAAAACUGCAGUCUGCUUUAGAGGAGAUGGAACUCAAAUUGCAGGCUGCGUCAAAAGGUGGUGAAGCUCCUGUUAUGCAGGAGGUUUCAGUAGUUGAUCAUGAAAUGAUCAAGAAGCUUACUGCUGAGAAUGAGCAGCUCAAGGCGUUGGUAAAUUCACUGGAGAAGAAGAUUGAGGAAACAAGCAGGCUUAGUGAAGAAAGAUUGAAUCAGGCUACAGUGGCAGAGUCUAAGAUAAUUGAAUUGAAGACUACCAUGCAGAGACUCGAGGAGAAACUCUCUGACAUUCAAACCGAGGACCGAGUUUUACGGCAGCAUUCGUUGCGCAUGUCACCUUCUCAAAAGACAUCUGAACAGUUAGCAGCCGCAACAGCUCAGGUAGACAUGGAACCAUCAAAAAAAUUUGGCUCAGAGUCUUUCAGGAGAUCGCAAAUUGAAAGGCAACAUGAGAGUGUUGAUGCUCUGAUGAAAUGUGUAACAAGUGAUGAUCUGGGAUUCAGUGAAGGAAAGCCAGUUGCAGCAAUUACUAUAUACAAAUGUCUUGUUCACUGGAAGUCAUUUGAAGCCGAAAAAACUAGUGUAUUUGACCGGCUUAUUCAGAUAAUUGGCUCAGCAAUAGAGGACCAGGAUAACAGAACUCAUAUGGCUUAUUGGCUAUCUAAUACAUCCAUAUUGCUGUACCUUCUCCAACGAAGUUUCAGAACUUCAAAAAAGCCUCCUAUUCCGACAUCAUUUUUUGGAAGGAUGGCCUCGGGAUUUCGAUCUUCUUCUGCCAAUCUUUCUGUUGGUGAUUCUGAUCUUGUGCGCCUGGUUGAAGCCAAGUAUCCAGCUUUGCUUUUCAAGCAGCAACUUACAGCAUAUGUAGAAAAGAUAUAUGGAAUUAUCCGAGACAAUUUGAAGAAGGAAUUAUUUCUUCAGCUUUCUUCUUGUGUGCAGGCCCCCAAAACAUCAAAAGAUAGUGAUGUGAAACCACCAGAAGGGUCCGACAGUAAUUCUUCAGCUAAUCCUUGGAAUGCUGUUGUUGCGAGUCUUGAUGGCUUUCUCUCUACAAUGAAAGAAAAUUGUGUGCCUCAAGUUCUCGUGCAGAAGAUACUUACUCAAAAUUUCUCAUAUAUCAAUGUACAGAUUUUCAAUAGCCUCCUCCUUCAGAAAGAGUUCUGCACAUUCAGCAACGGGCAUUAUGUGAAGAAUGGGUUAGCUGAGUUGGAACUGUGGUGUAACCUAGCAAAGGAAGAGUAUGCUGGCUCAUCAUGGGAUGAACUCAAAUAUCUUAGGCAGGCUGUAGGAUUCCUGGUGCUGCAUGAAAAGUCUAGAAUCUCCUACGAUGAACUCACAAAUGACCUGUGCCCUGUCUUGAGUGUUCAGCAGCUUCAUAGAAUAUGUACGUUGUUUUGGGAUGAUGUUGACAAUGAACCAAGUGUAUCCCCUGAUGUCAUUUCCAGCAUGAGUUUCCUAAUGACAGAUGAUUCCAGCAAUGAUGAUAGCAACAAUUAUUCGUUGGAUGAUACUUCAAGCAUUCCCUAUUCAGUUGAUGAUCUAUCUAGUACCAUGCGCGACCAGACAUUUCCAGAUAUAAAACCUCCUGCCGAGCUUUUGGAGAAUUCAGCCUUCCAAUUUUUACAAGAGUAAGGCUGCUAUAUCUAUACAGUUCACUUUUUCUCACCGUGCCUGGUGCACAUUUUGGCAAUGAGUCAACCGAAACUCCAACUCUUUCA
Argentina anserina (silverweed cinquefoil) is the source of this 4433-nucleotide messenger RNA. Its product is annotated as myosin-6-like. Gene Ontology annotation, molecular function: actin filament binding; microfilament motor activity; ATP binding. The transcript is spliced from 36 exons. The record is from RefSeq and is a predicted model, not a curated record. Bases 1 to 4347 code for a protein of 1448 amino acids. Gene Ontology annotation, biological process: actin filament organization; vesicle transport along actin filament. Lineage: Eukaryota; Viridiplantae; Streptophyta; Magnoliopsida; Rosales; Rosaceae. Gene Ontology annotation, cellular component: myosin complex; cytoplasm; actin cytoskeleton.